AUGCCAACCCCAAUCCCCGGCUUCCUCCUCCCGCGAGGCCCACCCUCAGCAUUGACCCUGCGCGCCCUCCAACGUCAAAGCACGCAACGCAGCUUCACCUCAACCAGCGCCGCCUUGAAGAAAGCCAGCAAAAGCAACACCAAUGCCAACUCCAAAUCUAGCGCCAGCUCCAAGCCCCGCGUCCUCGCAAAGCCCGACAGAUUCCGCCCACCCUCGCACCCCCAACGCCUCGUGACUCCAUCUCCGAAGAAUGCACCUCCAGGUCAACCAUUCGAGUAUGGCCCGCGCACGACAGAGAAAGAGCGUGUGCAGCAAAGCAAGACGCAGUAUCCGGGUAUGUUCCCGCCGGAGGGAACGGUGAUGUUUAAGUUCUUGACGAGCAAGUGGAUUCACAUUUGGAUUGCGAUGAGCGUCCUAAUCUCCUGCGCGGGAUUCACAUUUACAACAAACUUCAAAGCAACCUCGCCCUUCGCGCACCUGCUACCAUCCUGGUCGAGUCUGUUGACGUCGCCCGUCGGCACGAUCUCACAGGUCUUGUCUGUAUGGCGCAUGCACGUGGAGCACAACUCGAUGCGUGUGCGGGAGCAGCGACACCGUCGUGUUGAGGAUGCCGAGAAGAGGAAGCAGUAUCGCGUUGCGCAUGGGCUUGAGGAGGCGGAGCCUGAGAAGAAGAAGGAGGGUGGUAAUGAGGUUGAUUUGCAGUCGCCUGUUGCUGCUGUUGAAGGGGCGGAGGGUAAGGAAUUUGUCGAUUGGGAGGGGAAUAAGAAGCCUGUUAAGAAGUGGUUGGGGAUUUGGUGA
Molecule: messenger RNA, 798 nt
Organism: Penicillium expansum
Lineage: Eukaryota; Fungi; Ascomycota; Eurotiomycetes; Eurotiales; Aspergillaceae
Exons: 2
Coding region: 1-798 (265 amino acids)
Source: RefSeq, a predicted model, not a curated record